Molecule: messenger RNA, 672 nt
Organism: Oryza sativa Japonica Group (Japanese rice)
Lineage: Eukaryota; Viridiplantae; Streptophyta; Magnoliopsida; Poales; Poaceae
Source: RefSeq, a predicted model, not a curated record
AUGCCGCCGCCGCCGGUUCAACAAGCUGAUGACCAUAACAUGAACAACGUCGUCGCCGACGCCGGCAUGAACUACUACUAUGGCGGCGGCGGCGCCGGCGGUGCCAUGGUGUUUGGUGGUGCACCCAUGGGGGAGACGGUGGAGCAGGCAGCUCCGCCGGUGCCGGUGGUGCCGGUGGUGAUGAACCGCGACGACGACGAGGUGAACAACCAGGGCGGCGGCCGUCACCGUGCUGCACCAACAAAUACUACUAGGAGGUUUUGGACCACUGAAGAGCACAGGCAGUUUCUGAGGGGGCUGCGUGUGUACGGACGUGGUGAGUGGAAGAGCAUCUCCAUGAACUUCGUCAGAAGCAAGACGCCGGUGCAGGUGUCCAGCCACGCCCAGAAGUACUUCCGCCGCGUGGAGAGCGCCGCCGCCGACAAGCAGCGCUACAGCAUCAACGACGUCGGCCUCAACGACGACACCGCCGCCAUGGACGGCACCAACAGCUACAGCAACAAUAACUUCGGUGGCUGGCAGAGUCUCAUUCAGCAGCAGUUCAUGCAGAUGCAGGCGCAGACGCAGCAGGCGUGGAAUGAUCAGCAUAUGAUGAUGGCUGCUGCUCCAAUGGAGGGAGCAACUGAUACUAACUUUGAGCCUGCAGAACAACAACAUGUGCUGAACUUCUGA